Messenger RNA from Salvelinus sp. IW2-2015, 2878 nucleotides. Lineage: Eukaryota; Metazoa; Chordata; Actinopteri; Salmoniformes; Salmonidae. The record is from RefSeq and is a predicted model, not a curated record.
CUCACUUCCUGUUUAUGUGUCUUUGUAGCAAAGACGGUAUGGAAAUUCCAUUCCUCCAUUAUCUCUGUUGUAGCUAGCUACUGAAGUUUAGUUAGCUAGCUUUAAGCCAUAGAAAAGAUUUGGGCUAUGUUAUAUAAAUGGACAUAUGUUUUCUACUUUAUUAUGUAUGUAAACACAUAGGUCGACAAGACGGAYCCAUGAAGGACGGACAGCAUGGUUGUUCAGGAGAGGGGUUUAAAACCGUCACUGUUGAUUGGCCAGACAGCAACGGUACCACUGAAGAACGUUAGCAAGUAAGUCAGCGAGCUAGCUAAGUGUGCUGAGACUUGCGUUACAUCGACGGACCCCAUCGCCUGUUCCAAUACGGUUCGUGACUGUACUGUAAAAACUUGCCAUAAACACAAGGACUGGGUCAGAUAUAAUGUUUCACCAACUUCCAUUGAGAGAUCCGGACCGAUUGAGACUAUGGCUAGUUGCCCUGAACAUUGACGCCAAUACUCUGACUGACGACCUCAGAAAGUUACUAGUAUGCUCAGAAUUUUUUUCCAGGGGACUAUGAGAGAAUGGAACUGUCAAGCAGUAAGAUUAAAAGGUGAGUGAAGUGUCAGUGGUCCUGCCGCGUGGAUACAGAGAUGUAGACGACAGCUGUUCCCUGAGGAUGGAGGGGAACGGGUCUGUGAAGCAGGAGACUAGAAGUGUUGCCUCCUAUAGCGAGGUAGAGAAGAAGCUGUUGGCUGCCAUGGUGUUUGAGAAGGGGGAACUGGAGCUGACUGGCUCUCUGGUGACUGAGGUGACUGAGGAUCUACAGUACAGUGAUGCAGACACUGCACCCAACAGGGAGGAAAGGGCUCUGUACCUAGAGGAGGAGAAAGGAGAUGAGAGACAGGCAGAUGAAGGGACUGCCCAGCAGAGAGGAGCGGCAGGCUAAUGCUGAGUGGGAACCCUCAGUGGAGCCGGAGGUGACUUUAGGUUCUGCGAGCGAGAGAUCGAGCCAGCCAGCCAGCCGGCCUACACUCCACGCCGACACAAGAAGCUGUGUGUGUGAUGGCCAGCCUGAGGAGCCUGUUCCGCUGUUCUGUCUGUGGGAAGCACUGCGUGGAUGAAGCUGGCCUCAAGCAUCACCAGAGGCUUCACCGUCAAGAGCAUGUCUACUCCUGUAAGUUCUGCCUCAAGCACUUCAAGGCCAGGGAAGACAAGCGGACCCACGAGAAGGACGACCACAGGGUCAAAAAGUUGCACUAUAGGUGCUCCAAAUGCCCCUGCGGAUUUUACAACAUCUUGAAACGGAACCGCCAUCUCAGAGAGUAUGAGUCCAAGAGACAUUUGUAACACGUGCUACAAGGAAUUCCCCCAACUUAGCAAGCUUGAGAAGCACYAGCUGAGCCACWGUGACAACAAAUCUUUCAGGUGUCAGAUGUGCCAGCGUUCCUUUGCCCAGGCCAGCCAGCUGAAGUCUUACCUGCACGUCCACACUGGGGAGAAGCCCUUCAAAUGCCAGUGCUGCGUCAAGAGCUUUAACCACAACGUCAGCCUCAAGAACCUCGUCACACGCUAUCACCAAGGGGAGAGUGGGGAGGGAGUGGAGGUGGGAGAGCGGAGGAGCAGGCGACAGUGGAACUAUGACCCUGAGGAGGAGGAGGAGCGUCAGAAUGAGAGUGAUUCUGARUUUGACCUGGAGGAAGAGGAGAAGACAGGGAGUAAAGGGAAAGGUAGUGGAGGAGGGGGGCACUGGUAGAAGCCUCUAGGACCAUAACGUUUUGUCAUGGCCAUAAUGUUUUGGCUUUGAACAUUUCUUAGAACUCUUGAGGCUGUUGUGUUUUGMUUUAAAAAUAUAUAUUGUUAAAGAAAAUGUGUUUCACUGUUCUACAUCAUCAAAUGUCCAGGAAAAAUCUGAUGGGUUUGUGAAGGGAAUAUGUUACAAAGAAUUUCCUCCCCACAGAUGUUAUUGGCUGAUAUAUUGCAUUUUGAGUUCUCCUGGCUGGACCGGCCCACUAGUUAAGAAGCACAGAGAUAAACUCAUCUUGGAUAUAACCAGCGAGGAAGCAAGAGGCUUGACUCCGCUCUAAAGUCUGUCCGUGCGAAAAUAGUGUUAACCCGUGGAAUUGGGGAUUUAAAAAAAAUCGAGGUCAAUGAGAGAAUGUCGAAUUUGGUCAACGGUUAAAUAAAGGUUACAUAAAAAUAAAUAAAAAAACAUAAAAUUAAAUUUCUAAUUUGCUACAAUGUUUAAUUUGAUCGAAUUGAAGUUUCAUCAUGUUUAUGUCGAUACGAAUUUACUGAUAAGUGGCAUUUCGGAAACUUGGAGAAAAACUAUUUUAUAAUGGAGUCGUGCUUGUUGUUCUCACACAUAUCUGCCCUCUCAUUGGCUAGAGUAUUUAUUUAGUCAUUUAUUUUACCCCCAGUCCAGUUGAGGGCGACACUUCACCUUUUGAGUGUAGUUCGCCAUAAAACCCAAAGAAGAAUACCUAGCUCUUGCUCUGUGCCUCUUCCCGCACAGUAGGUGGCGGCAUGCACUUAAACGAUUGUUUGCGGACCGCCUUGACAUAGAAGACUCAGCUGACAGCGAGAAAGGGAUAAAUAUCUUUAUAAAUAUCUUUGAAUGAGUCUUUUAACUAUCCCUAUAUUUAGACGUCUGUCAACAUGGCUUACUCCCAGAAGCAUCCGUUAAUUUUAUACCUCAGUAAUCUUGCACCACCAGAGGCCGCUUUAAAACGUAAAAUUAUUCGAUCAGCAGCCAAGAAGCGGAACGACAAAUCCCGUGGACAGACCCGAGUAAAUGUAAGUGUUUCGUUUUUACAAUGGCGCGUAAAAUUCUCUCUCCCCUCCUUCGCGUGAACGCGCACACACAUCUUCAUUGCUGCGACUUGCUAGUUGAGAUUUC